AUGGGCGUGUUCAAGCGUGGCACGGGGGACGCGGUCGACACCUCGCACUCGGCCAAGGCCAACACCUAUAACUUUACCGUCGUCUUCUUCAGCGCCCUCGGGUCGUUCACGUACGGAUACAACUCGUCGAUUAUCGGUUCCGUCUUCGGUUUACCCGCGUUCUGGGACUAUUUUGAACUUUCCCUCACUGGACCAAAUGCCAAGAAGGGAAACGAUAUCAUCGGUGCUGCCAAUGGUCUUUUUGCUGGAGGAGGCAUUAUCGGUGCUCUCAUUGUCAACUGGAUCCUCAACAGACUGGGCCGCUGCAGGUCCAUCCAGAUAGUCUGUGCCAUCUGCGUCAUCUCGGCUGCGAUCCAGGGAGGGGCGGCUCACGUUGGCAUGUUUCUUGCCGGACGUUUCCUGAAUGGCAUCGGUGUCGGCAUGAUGCAAGUCACCGUGCCAGCGUACAUGUCGGAGCUAUCGCCUGCAAAGCAACGAGGUCGAAUGACAGGUUCGCACGGCGUCCUGAUUGUCUGUGGCUACGGAUCGGCCGCCUUCACCGGUCUAGGCUGCUACUUUGCAGCGCCUCAAGUGCAAUGGCGACUAUGCCUCAGUCUGCAAAUCGUGGCGCCCUUGAUCCUGCUCAUAGGCUCGCCGUGGCUGCCCGAAUCACCUCGUUGGCUCAUUUCAAAGAACAAAGAGCGGCAUGCGCUCGAUAUCUUGCAAAAGCUGCACACUCGACCCGAUGAUCCGACAGGGCUGGCGGCCAAGGAGGAAUUCUACCAGAUCUCCAAACAGAUCGAGCUGGAGAAUGCCACUGGUGUGCACGGAAUCUGGGGCAUGCUCAAGCGUGCGUCGUAUCGCAAGCGAAUAUACUCGGGCCUGCUGGUGCAAUGCGCCGCGCAAUCCACUGGUGUGCUGGUGGUCAACAACUACCAGGUCCUCUUGUACAACAACCUCGGCCUGUACGGGUGGCUACCUCUCCUCCUUUACGCGCUCUACACCUCAUGGGCGGCAUUUAUGAAUUGGGUCAAUGCCAUGCUGCUUGAUCGCCUUGGACGGAUUCCCAUCAUCACCUUCGGCCUGGCCGGCUGCAUUUGCAUGAUGAUCAUCGAGACCGCCAUGGUGGCCACUUAUGCUGGGACAUCCAACAAGGGCGGCAACGCAGCGGGUGUCUUGUUCUUGUUCCUCUUUGUGACCUUUUACGGAGGCAGCCAGGACGCCAGCAGCUACGUAUACUGUAGCGAAAUCUUCCCAACCGGAGUACGAGCCCACGGACUAGGCACCUCGAUUGCAGGUCUCUUCGCCUCGACGCUGCUCUACACUGAGGUCGCCCCGACCGCGUUCGCCGAUAUUGGAUGGAGGCAAGUAUAUUACCUCGUCUUCAUCAUCGUUCCCGCGGCCUGUCUUCCAUUCUUGUGGCGCCUCCCUGAAACCAACGGACUCUCGCUCGAAGAGAUUGCCGCCAAAUUCGGUGACGAAGUCGCCGUUGACCUCUCGCAUCUCGACGAGGAGCGUCGGCGCGCGCUGGACGACCGCCUCUUGGCUGUUGGUGUCGACAUUCCUGGAUCGCCGCCACGCGAGGCCGAGAGCGAGACCGAAAAGACGGCCGUGGCUAAACACCGAGAGGCUGUGUGA
Cladophialophora yegresii CBS 114405 is the source of this 1617-nucleotide messenger RNA. RefSeq lists its product as uncharacterized. Lineage: Eukaryota; Fungi; Ascomycota; Eurotiomycetes; Chaetothyriales; Herpotrichiellaceae. The record is from RefSeq and is a predicted model, not a curated record. Gene Ontology annotation, biological process: transmembrane transport; carbohydrate transport. Gene Ontology annotation, molecular function: carbohydrate:proton symporter activity. Bases 1 to 1617 code for a protein of 538 amino acids. The transcript has 7 exons. Gene Ontology annotation, cellular component: membrane.